This is a messenger RNA of Rhagoletis zephyria (snowberry fruit fly), 1471 nucleotides long. Lineage: Eukaryota; Metazoa; Arthropoda; Insecta; Diptera; Tephritidae. The record is from RefSeq and is a predicted model, not a curated record.
AUGAGCCAAACAUUUUUUUGCCACUGUCUCAACGUGACCAUUCGCGGAGAUUUAGCUGGUCGACAGCAGGUCAACGAUUCCAUUCCGGGCGAACUCCAAAGCGAGUCCUUCAAAGCCGCUACGCUUCUCGCUGUGAAAGCCGAUGACAUCAAAGUUAACCAUAACUACCUGAGCUUGAAGCGCAAUAUUUCCAACUGGCAAAUUAACUUUUGUGCAGUUUGCGAGAAAGAGACGCAUGCCGUUCUCCUGGGAGGUGAUGACUCAAGUGGCUUAGUCCUCAACAACAUUCAGGAGAUGGAUAUGAUUAUGGCUGAUCCAGCGUAUUCAGCCAUUUUCGGUAUUCGAAUUGCCCAAAAGGAAUCUUACCGAAUUCCGGGCGAGAUGGGCAAGAUUUUUUCCGGUGAACUAAUGGUUGAAUCUGCAAUGUCAGAGGUGGAAAUGGAGGCUUCAGCCAAAGUUAAGCAGUCGCUCUACAUUGAACAAAUCAAAAUGGAUGAACGCAUAAAAGAGUAUAUUCGCAAGGAAAAUGGCAAGUACGAAGAACUGUGCAAAUCGGCUCAGAAGGAAAAGAAUGACUUUAUGAAAAUGGUCGAAGCCAUCAAUCGAAGUCCUGAAAUGAUCGACUACUCGUUCGACAAAGAAUCCACCUCAGAACUUAAAGUCGAAACCAUCAGCUACAGUCACGAGAAGAAGGAGGACUUUUUUCUUGGCGAAGAAGCAAGCAUGUUUGAAAUCAGCUCGGAGUCUUUUAGCAAGCAAACUGGCUCUUCUAAAGAAGGACUUUCAUUUUCUAAGCGAGAGCUGCGAUCGGCUGAUUUUGACGGCCUCUUUGACAUGGACGACAUCGAAGGCGAUGGCAAGGGAUCACAUCUGAAAGGGGGCAAUCUUUUCGACGAUGAUGAGGAUACUGCUCAAAAGGAAGAGGAUGCAUUUUUGAGUAGUAUGAAGGACUCUGAAGACUACGACCAAGUAUUGCCACUAGCUGAGUCGGGCAACAACAUCAUGUCCAAAGACGGUGGUGUGCGCACUCGAAAGAUGGCCUCUUCCGUCAGUCAGAACGUCCCCCUGGUUUUUCCAAGUCGACUUGGUGGCAACCCGGACCUCUAUGGAAAUUCCCUGCCCAUCAUGAUUCCUCGACAUAUGUCUGCCUUGACUGAAGACCAUGAGGACAACAUAACUAACCCCAACGAUUCGAUUGCCGAUCGAAUCCAGAAACUGGCCCGAAGUGUUCGCAACAACGUACCGGAAUUUCUCGACGACCGACCUCGUCGACGACUGAACACGGGUGAUCUCGUAAAAUCACAUGUGAAUCUGAACAAGUGGCGCAUUGCCAAUAACGACCUCAAUCUAAAGCGAAUGAUUGCCAAUGAGUUUGUGGUGCGCUUCGUUGACAUGAUGAAGCGUGAAUACGGCCAUCAAUUUGAGCCGCUCGUUAUUCAGGAGACGCAGUUUGUAAAGCUGAAACACUGGG